This is a messenger RNA of Dermacentor silvarum, 635 nucleotides long. RefSeq names its product cholesterol 7-desaturase nvd-like. Gene Ontology annotation, cellular component: chloroplast. The transcript has 4 exons. The record is from RefSeq and is a predicted model, not a curated record. The coding region runs from base 18 to 635 and encodes 205 amino acids. Gene Ontology annotation, biological process: chlorophyll biosynthetic process. Gene Ontology annotation, molecular function: chlorophyllide a oxygenase activity; 2 iron, 2 sulfur cluster binding. NCBI's taxonomy places the organism in Eukaryota, Metazoa, Arthropoda, Arachnida, Ixodida, Ixodidae.
AUUGAAGACGAGACUAUAUGGGCAGAAAUGGAGUUGUGGUCUGGCUGUGGCCGCAAACAUGGAAGAUUGGCGCUGCGGUGUCGGUCAUUGCGUUGAUUGGCGGUGCAUGGUGGAUUAUAUUGCCACGCCAUUCCUCCAAGAAAUUUAGUAAGAGACCCACUAAACAACAUUGGAGGCGCAGGCAGAUUGCUGAUAGCGAACAUCUGCCUCCAGUUUUCCCAAAUGGUUGGAUUCCGGUGCUAGAGUCAUCGGCGCUUGGCGUCAACGAUGUAAUACCGCUGCAUGUUUUCGGCCAGGAGCUGGUGGCAUUCCGCACAGCGGACGGCGUUGCGCACGUUCUGGACGCGUACUGCCCCCACCUGGGUGCCCACCUGGGGGUAUUGGGACGCGUGGUAGGGGACUGCAUCGAGUGCCCGUUCCACGGGUGGAGGUUCAGAGGAGACAACGGAGCAUGCGCAGGCGUACCGUAUGCCAGAAAGACGCCGUCAUUCGUGUCGGUGAAGGCGUGGACUUGUCGAGAAUCAGUGCGGCCUCAUCAUCGUCUGGUUCCAUGCCGACGGAGAGGAACCCUCGUGGAUGAUCGAAGCUCCGGCUGGUGUGGCCAACAACACUAUGCGACAGAUGGCACGCUAUGA